GCAUCGCAUCGCAUCGCAUCGCAUCGCAUCGCAUAGGCGUUCCUUGUUCAUCGGCGCUUCACUUCUCCUCUAUUUGGCGCCGACACACGUACCUUUCGAAAAGCUGUCUGGACACGCGCGGUGAACCGGAACUCGCGCGCCGACUUCCCGCGGGCGGCCGCGGUGGCGUUGGAGAUGGCGGACGAUACGAAGGAGGCCGAUGCGCCUACGGCGGCGGCGGGCUUAGCCGCCGAACAGUCCAGAAAGUAUGCUCCGGGAGUCGUGCUCGGCAAGGAUGGCAAGCCAUGUCGGAGUUGCACGUCCUUCACCGCUUGGACGGCGCAGGCCAAGGCAUGGGCCAAGCAUGAUGAGAACAGUAGCAGCAGCGGGGGCAGCAACACGGCAGCGGCGACCGCUCCCACAACGAGGCCGGCCAGGCCAACAGCAGCAGGGGCAGGCGCAGGAUCAGCGGCGUCAGCCCCGUCCGGCCCGCCGGCCGACUGUCCUCCGGACGUCGAGGUGCUCGGGCGCAGCUCGUGGACGUUGCUACACUCCAUCGCAGCGACGUACCCGGAGAGGCCGUCGCGUGGGCAGCAGUCGGACCUGCUGAGCUUUGUCAAGCUCUUCUCGAAGCUGUACCCGUGCUGGGUCUGCGCCGAGGACUUUCAGACGUAUAUGGGCCGUGAGGCGCCGCGCGUGGGCAGCCGUGGCGAGUUUGGCAUGUGGCUGUGCGGCGCGCACAACGAGGUCAACCGCAAGCUCAGCAAGCCCGAGUUUGACUGCUCCAAGUGGGAGGAGCGGUGGCGCACGGGCUGGAAGGACGGGAGCUGCGACUGACGAGGCUGGCCUCUUUCGUUGGUGUUGUCAGGUACGCCGAGGCGGCGGCGGCGGCGGCGGCGGUGUGCGCCUGUGCCUGUUGCCAUUUCCUGGGUCCCCGGCCGUAGGCUAUCAAGCCUGACGAUAAGUGACGGCCCGGCAUGAGUGGAUAGGGAGUGGCGUCUGGCUGCCGGCUCUUUUGGCUCAUGGGUAGGUAUUUCACGUGCCGGAGCGAGUGGGGGGAGAGGCGGACGGAUAUCGGAACCAUCUCCUGUCAAUGACAUUUACGGUCGAAACCUGGAUUUUUUUUUUCUAUGCCCAUUCUCCUCCUGUUGCUAUCGAACUAGCUAGCUACUCUGAAGGGAGGAGCUAUAUGGCAAGGUACGCAUGUAUGAAUAUGUACGAUGAGUGGCACAUGGAUGGACAAGGAAUAUAGAAUAAGAACAGAUUAAACGUACAAAAGUAUUCCCUCAGUCAAGGUUGUUCGCCGAAGGGCCGGGGAAGGGCCGG
Molecule: messenger RNA, 1305 nt
Organism: Purpureocillium takamizusanense
Lineage: Eukaryota; Fungi; Ascomycota; Sordariomycetes; Hypocreales; Ophiocordycipitaceae
Gene: ERV1
Product: Thiol oxidase
Exons: 2
Coding region: 175-816 (213 amino acids)
Cellular component (GO): mitochondrion
Molecular function (GO): flavin-dependent sulfhydryl oxidase activity; flavin adenine dinucleotide binding
Source: RefSeq, a predicted model, not a curated record